Talpa occidentalis (Iberian mole) is the source of this 3223-nucleotide messenger RNA. RefSeq names its product zinc finger protein 329 (gene ZNF329). Gene Ontology annotation, biological process: regulation of transcription by RNA polymerase II. The transcript is spliced from 2 exons. Bases 280 to 1983 code for a protein of 567 amino acids. Lineage: Eukaryota; Metazoa; Chordata; Mammalia; Eulipotyphla; Talpidae. The record is from RefSeq and is a predicted model, not a curated record. Gene Ontology annotation, molecular function: RNA polymerase II cis-regulatory region sequence-specific DNA binding; DNA-binding transcription factor activity.
GAUUUGCAAAUAGUUCAUCCUGUUCCGCGCGUUGUCUUUUCACAGUCAGUGAAACAUAAGAGUCAUGAAUAGGCACAGAGAAUUGCUGCGUUAUUUGGUUUGGUUAAUCCAGUCUGGUUUCUGAUCACAUGUGCUUUUCUCGUAUCCAUGUUUCUGAAGAUUUGCACCUCUUUUCUUUUGGAUUUUUCUAGCAUUAACUCUUGUGUUAAUACUGGGUUGUUAGGUAUAUUUAUGUUUUCCGGGAGCUGACAGACUGCUGGAAUAGCUGCAGCAUUUCACAUGUCCAUCCUCAGCGAGGGGCCCAGCUUCUCUGCACGCUACUUGUCAAACUUUAGAAAAGUGUCUGGCCAGAUAAGUUCCAUCCUCGCUGCCUGGGACUCCAGGUUGAAAAUGACAGCUCAGAAUAUCCCUGAGGAAGAGAGAUCCUGUGACAAGGACAUGGAAGAAUUGAUGAAGGAAGGUCCCCACUUUUCCACUCCAGGUGACAGCUGGGACUGCAAGGACCAGGAGGGACGUUUGAGGAAAUCAGUUUUAACUCAGGAGAAGCCAGAAACUCGGGAAGCCAUUUGUGACUAUCCUGGAUUGGGGGAACCUUUCAGUGCAAGCUCAGGCCUUUUACCAGCUCGGAGAAUUCCUACAACAAAUGGUUUCCAUAUGUAUGACUCAGACGUCACAGGUCUGGAUAGUGCCCCAACUAUGCAGAAAACUUGUGCAGCUAAAAAAAGCAGUGACGGUGACUUCAACCAUUCCUUGGAAGUUAUCCAACUUGGGAGAAAUCAAACGAGCGAGAAAUCCUAUAAAUACGCUGAAAAUGUUAACUCUUUCAACCAUUUUACUCCUCUUGGUGAACAAAAAGUAAUGAAGAGAGGGAAGAAACUGUAUGAAGGUAAGGACUUUAGGAACUUCUUUCCCCUUAGUUCAUCUCUUAAUGAAAACAGAAGGAAUCACCCUGGAGAGAAACUGUACAAAUGUACUGAAUGUGACAAGUGCUUCAAACGGAACGCUUCUCUAGUGCUGCAUCACCGAACUCACACCGGAGAGAAACCUUAUACUUGUAACGAGUGUGGAAAAUCCUUCUCCAAGAACUACAACCUGAUAGUGCAUCAAAGAAUUCAUACAGGGGAGAAGCCCUAUAAAUGCAGUAAAUGUGGGAAAGCCUUCAGUGAUGGUUCUGCUCUGACACAGCACCAGAGAAUUCACACCGGGGAGAAACCUUACGAAUGUCUUGAAUGUGGAAAAACUUUCAACCGAAAUUCAUCCUUGAUCUUGCAUCAAAGAACUCACACAGGGGAAAAACCAUAUAGGUGUAAUGAGUGUGGGAAGCCUUUCACGGAUAUCUCCCAUCUCACCGUGCACAUCAGAAUCCAUACUGGAGAGAAACCCUACGAAUGUAGCAAAUGUGGGAAGGCCUUCCGAGAUGGCUCCUACCUCACCCAGCACGAGAGGACUCACACUGGAGAAAAGCCCUUUGAAUGUGUGGAGUGUGGUAAGUCCUUCAACCGUAAUUCUCACCUUAUCGUGCAUCAGAAAAUCCAUUCUGGAGAGAAGCCCUACGAAUGUAAAGAGUGUGGGAAGACCUUCAUUGAGAGUGCUUACCUCAUCAGGCACCAGAGAAUUCAUACUGGCGAGAAACCCUAUGGCUGUAACCAGUGUCAGAAGCUUUUCCGGAACAUUGCUGGCCUCAUCCGACACCAGAGAACUCAUACUGGUGAGAAGCCCUAUGAGUGUAAUCAGUGCGGCAAAGCUUUCAGGGACAGCUCCUGUCUGAGCAAGCACCAGCGGAUUCACACUAAAGAGACCCCGUACCAGUGUCCAGAGUGUGGGAAGUCCUUCAAGCAGAACUCUCACCUUGCGGUACAUCAGAGACUUCACAGCAGGGAGGGCCCCAGCCGAUGUCCUCAGUGCGGGAAGACAUUCCGAAGGAGCUCGUCCCUCAUCCGACAUCAGAGGACACACCCUGGAGAGCAACCCACGGAAACUUAAUGAAACGGCCACACUCAUUGCCUGCUUGUUGUCCAAGAUCUAUGUUAAGAAGGAAUGUCCUCGGGGGAAGCUACCCUCUCGGUAGAACAGCAUUCUCCAGACUAUCCGGAAAACACUGAGUGUGAGACACCCCUUAACCAUACUAAUAAAACUCUGGAUUUGGGGGCUCAUGGAGAGAACAUGGGGCGGUGAUACGGAAAAGGCUUCAGCCCAUGCCUCACAUGGUAGCACAUACACUGGAUUAAAGCCUGUGAAUGGCAGAAGAAACUUCUCUGGAGAUCCCCACUCACUCCUUCAUCAGUGUGUCCCUGCAAGAACCGUGAACACGUUCAGUAAGGAAUCCUCGCGAGGAGCCCCUUGGUGGGGACUGUCGCCUUACUGGACAGAAGCAAACGCUGCCUAAGAUCAGGCGUGGUCAGUGAGAGCAGCUCUUGGCUGGAGCUCUUUCCUGUCUUUUCUGUGUCAGCAGAGACAGCUGACGAGGCGCCACACAACAUUCCACUUGACUCUUUGAAUGUAUUUCUGUGUUCAGGUCCCCUAGGUGCUGAGGACUCACUUCAGGAGGAGAGCGGGACAGGAAAAUUGCUUGUGAGUGAAAAUGACGUUCUCCCUCUUCAGAAAAGACUGAAGUGGAUUCAUACUAAGGUGGAAAGGGCUGCUGCCGAGGAACUCGAUUUGUUGCUUUAUUUGUAUGAAAAAUUAGAGUUAUGUUUGUGUUAACACCUCCCUGCUGUGUGUUGAGGGCCCAUCUAAGUUGUGCCAUACAACCACGUUCAACCGCAAUUACAAAGGGCUUGUUCUCCAGCUGAAAAUGUUUCUCAUGUGGCAGCAACCACCAGGUAGACAAAACCAGUUUUGCUGUUGUUACAGGCAGGUAAAGAAAGGCACACAUCUGGAUGUAGACUGGAAGCUCAUCAUGGAAAAAUAAAUGGUUUUCUUAGCAGACUGGAAUUUUGUAUGAUUUAUUUCUUGAUUAUAAAUCAGACGUUACUAAUGUAAUACCACAUCGUAAUUUAACGUAAAUCACUACAAUAAUUUGGUAAGGAAUAAUAAGGUGCUGCCCAAAGAGGUGGUUUUGGAGAAACCCGGCUUUAUCAUAAAGACUAGAUCAGGUUCAGCCAGCGGCAGACAAAGUGUGAGGGGACUCGCGGCCAAAGUGUCUCUGGAGUCAGAGCAGCCCAGGCCCCAUGGCGUAAAUUUCCUUGUGUUGGGUCUUUUUUUUUCAUGCAUUCAUUUAGUU